Molecule: messenger RNA, 792 nt
Organism: Exophiala viscosa
Lineage: Eukaryota; Fungi; Ascomycota; Eurotiomycetes; Chaetothyriales; Herpotrichiellaceae
Exons: 1
Coding region: 126-725 (199 amino acids)
Source: RefSeq, a predicted model, not a curated record
UCCUGUGCUCGGUCAUCAUUUCACAAGCCAGCAGCCUCUUUGCGAUGCGGUGACCAGAACCAACGCGACUGUUCUCUCGUUCCCUCCUCGAGCUCGAACCCCUGACCACAGCCCUCUCCUCAAAAAUGUGUAAGACCGUACAAUACGUUUGGCUGUGCAGCCACGCGGCAACGAAGCGCUUCCGGAACAGUAUCUGCGACUCGGCCGGCGUGCGAGAAUGCCAUAUUCAAGACGCUACGACGGUCGUCGGACAUCCAUGCGAAGAGUGCAUCAAGCGACGCGCAUCGAUGACAUGGGUCGGCAAUGGCUCCGAGUAUCCUGCCCUCGACGAUGACUGGUACGUUCCCAGCAGGUGUUUCAUCGACGUCGGAUUUCGGACUUUAGAUCCCUUCCAGGAGGACAAAUCCAGAACUUCGACACCACGUACAUCGGGAGCUCCUCAUGACGACGACCAAAUCCCACCGGAGAUGGCAAUACCCCCGCAGUCAGCCACGCUGACAUCGCCCACGAAGAAUAAAAGUUUGUGGAGACGACUCGUUGAUCGAGUUACUUCCUGUGUUGAACGAUUCACCACCAGAAGGAGGUCGGGGCCCCUAUCGAGUCCCUGUUGUGUGGAAACGGCGAAAUCCCGCAAAUUCGUGUUUGGUCGGCUGGAGGACCCAGGGAAUCGUUCGAGUGGGCAUUAUGGCAGGAUCCUGGAAGAUCAUUGCCAGUCGCCUUUUUGAGCUGGUAUUGGGAUUUCGACGAUCCUGAUGAUAGCCUCAUGUCGGUUCUUGAUGACUUUGGACGGCA